This is a messenger RNA of Betta splendens (Siamese fighting fish), 2385 nucleotides long. It is a transcript of the gene srsf2a, whose product is annotated as serine and arginine rich splicing factor 2a. The transcript is spliced from 3 exons. The record is from RefSeq and is a predicted model, not a curated record. Lineage: Eukaryota; Metazoa; Chordata; Actinopteri; Anabantiformes; Osphronemidae. Gene Ontology annotation, molecular function: RNA binding. Bases 188 to 865 code for a protein of 225 amino acids.
CGCCAUUUAGCGUGAGAGCCGCGUUGUUGGAGCGUCGUCCUGGGCCAAAUAUUUUCAAAAGCAGCCAGACAUCGAGGUAAAAAUACCAAAUAGACAGAUUUGAAGCAAAGCUAGUCGUCGCAGUACACGGUACGAGUCGCCGGGUUUCGUCUCAAGCAGCUAGCUUUGUUGCUAAUAGACGAGGAAGAUGAGCUACGGAAGGCCGCCGCCAGACGUUGAGGGGAUGACCUCCCUCAAAGUGGACAACCUCACCUACCGAACUUCGCCCGAGACUCUGCGCCGAGUCUUCGAGAAGUAUGGCCGCGUGGGAGACGUCUACAUCCCCAGGGAUAGAUACACCAAGGAGAGCCGAGGUUUCGCUUUUGUGCGGUUCCUCGACAAGCGCGACGCCGAAGACGCCAUGGACGCUAUGGACGGCGCGCUUCUCGACGGGCGGGAGCUCCGGGUGCAGAUGGCGCGCUACGGACGGCCGCCGGACUCCAUGUACAGCCGGAGAGGAGCUCCGCCACGCAGAUAUGGAGGUCGCUCAGCGAGCCCCCGACGGCGCAGACGUAGCCGCAGUCGCUCCAGGAGCAGAAGCCGUUCUCGAUCCAGGAGCCGCCACCACUACAGUCGCUCCAGGUCCCGUUCCUACUCCAGAUCCAGGUCGAGGUCCAGAUCCAAGUCAAAGUCCAAAUCCAAGUCCAGAACCCCCAGGCGAAGCAAGUCGAAGUCCCCCUCCAGGUCUCGCUCCCGUUCCAGGUCCAAGUCAAGGAGUCGUACGCCGCCUUCCAACAGGGGUUCCAGGUCUAAGUCCAAGUCCCGAUCCAGGUCCAAAUCCAAGAGCAGGCCUAAGUCUCCAGAGGGCAACGGAACAGAAUCCUAAUCCAAACGUGGACGCUUUAUGACGCUGCGGAGUCCUGUUUGCAAAGAGUGGAGGAGGAGAUGGGGGUGUGGCAGUAUGAGAGCAGUUAGUGUGUGACCCGCCCAUGUGACCUGCCUGUUGCUGAGAGCGAUGGCAGUUGCUAAGGAGCAGGGCACCGAGGCAACGGUGGUUGCUAUGGAGCAGGUCGUCAUGGCGGUGGUUCGGGCUGUCAGUUGGUGUAUGAGGUGGUGUGGUGAGGUACGUUCUCAGGGAUCACAGGUGGACGCCUGUGGUUUCCUCAGCCUCUCACAAAGGGAACGAAGCCGAGGUUUGUUUUUUUAAAUAUGCCCAGGUUAAAGUUAGCAUUUUGUGGACUGUUGGGCAAAGUCAGGUGUGUAAACAAAUGUGGAAAUUAUGACAAACUGUAGAUGUAAUACAGGGGAAGGGAUCAAUAAAGCCAUAUAUAAAUGUUAUUUAGGGCACUACUGCAUUUCAGUAUUUAGGCCAGUGGCAGGGGUUGCUCUUUCUGUUCGGCGCUGGUCAACUCUGUUCUUUCUUUCCUUCCAGGUCUGAUGAUCAAUCCUUUGUUGGGGACAUCGGGAGGAGUCUCACAUUAAGCAAGUGGACUCCACUAGUACCACUGAAUGCAGACUGAAAGGUUAUUGGCGUUUGGUCUAAAAUCUUUUAAAUGUUUAAUUUGACCUAAAACUUAAACCAAUUCUGUAACUUUGUUGUCACCAUUAUUGUCCAUGGUUGACCACAUUAAUGUAAAUUGUUUUUGUUUUUUGCUUCUCAUUGAAAUUAGUUUUUAUUUUUUCCUUUUUCAUUGAAUUUGUAUUUGCUAAUAAAUUCUGCUUUGAACUAAACUAAGCUUCAUUUAAUCAGACCUGUGGUUUAAUAUUCUACGCAAAACAAUUUUUCUAGUUCAUGUAGUCAGGUUGGAUGUUCAGUUUUUAGAGCUGUACUGUACGUUGAUGAAACUUAAACAUUGUAUGGCCACGUAAUUUGUAACUUGCUACUCCAGCAGCAUAGAAUUGUGUGUCAGAUCUUUUUUCUGUCUGGUUAAAGUUGCUUCCUAUGACUCUAACCCUCUUUCUUGUGUAUCUUUUGUGCACUAGGCGCAGUUGUGUAGCAGUUGAGUAAUGCUGGUUAGCUGUUAAGAUGCGGUGCAGUGCGGUGGUGACAUGGUGUGGCGUGUUGCGGUGCUGAGUGCCCGGAGCUGUUCCGGGGCUCGACCCUCCACUGCUGUUUGCCGGUUUGUAAGCUCACAGGUGGCAGAUCAUCCAUCCUCUCCUGUCCUUCCCUCAGUGUGCUGUACAGGUUCUCUUCACCCGUUUCUCAAUAUUCUCUCUCUGUCUUUACCUACCAUUAAAUACUGGUUUUGCUGGCUUCAUGAAAUUGGGCCUAGUGUGACUCAUGCAGAAGGGUUCAAAGGGCAGUUCUAUCUGCUUAAUAUUUUUGUGUAUUGCAUUCCUCUGUGAACCCCUCAGAUGUCUUGUUCAUUGCUUCAGGUGAAUGCUAAUAAACCUCUUCUAAAUAAG